AAUUCUGUCUUCCUAUGAUUCCGUUUCUCAUAGUUUGUGCACUGUCUACAGUUGGAGUAGAAGGAUUUGGUGCUCCUGGAAUAGUCCCGCCUGAAAGUUUCAUAGCUGAACGAUGGUACCCAUCAAACCUCCCUACCGUCAUGCCUCCAUGGAAACUGGCAGGCGUUGACAUUUCCAAUUUCCGAACAGCCAGACCUCACCAAUCACCGGGAACCAGCCCUGUGACAACAACCCCAGUGGCACCUACAAACUCUUUGCCAAUGCCACCAGGUACAUCUACACCUUCUCUAUCGUCUGCAGAGAACUCGGGUAAUGGACCCCAUCCACCAGCACCGCCACCUCAGUCGUCUGCGGAAUCAUCCGGUUUGCCGUCGAGCUCCGAGCAGGAGGAGGAGGCAUCUGCUCAGAAUACAACUGUUCCAUCUAGUACGGAAGAGCUCAUGACACUUGGAGUCACUGAAACAAACAUGAAGACCGAGAAACCUGACAAAGGAGUCUUGAAAAUACUCUCCCCAGUUUUUGAAGAUAUUACAAAAAUUGACAACAUUAGUGAUUCGGAAGAAGUUCUUCGCGUCAAUUCUGAAAAUUCUGUCGAAGGCAGUGGUGACAAUGAACCAGAGUUGAUGACCACGCUAGAAACAACGACCACCUCGUCAAAGAAGUCAUCUGAAUUCACUACAACAAUGACGCCUGAAUCAUCGUCGGUAACAACAACAACUGCGAAACCCGUAACUGAACCAAUCACAACUUCUACUUCCUCUACAUCAGCUACAACUACAUUAAAAACAUCAAGUAAGAUUCGGGAUGAAGUGACAACGACAAUGAUGCCUGAAAUGGGAAAUCGAAGAAACCUGGCAAAUUUGCAUCCAACAAAAGAAUGCAAGGACAUUCUCUUCCUGUUGGAUUCCAGUGGAAACGUGGUGCAACAGUACGAGAAGCAAAAGAAGUAUAUCGAGGAAAUUGUUCGCAAGCUAGAACAUCCAAGACGGAUGGCCUUGAUCACGUUUGCUGGCAGAACAAGGCAGAAGAUUGUUAUUCCAUUACCGGAAGAACCAAAUGGCAAAAAGUUCAUCGAGAAAUUGAGAAAAGCCCGAUUUUUACGUGGAGUCACCGCGGCCGGAGCUGCAAUCUCUGUCACAACACAAUACGUGCUUCAAAAAUCGAGACACGUGCAAGUUGUAGUUGUGACAGACGGAUUCUCAUUUGAUGACGUGGAGAAACAAUCAGAAGCAUUGAGAGCGGUCGUUGGAAUGGAAACGUUUGUGACUGGCAGAUAUUUCCCAGUGGUCAAAAAUGUGUUGCACUCAAUUGGUGGAGCAGAUGAUCAUGUUUUUUUCGACAAGAAAGAGCAGAAGCUUAUCGACGCAUUGCAGUGUUAAAAUGACCAGCAUUCGGUGUCAGUGUGUUGUGUGCCAUUUGUCGUGAGCCUUUCUCUCUUCCUCCUCUUCCCCGUCCAAAUGAUUCGAUAGCCGUGAUGUUUUUCGGUUUCAUGAUCUCAAUUUGAUUCACUUUAAUAAUAAUGUUUUCGUUUGUCACUCAUUUCGUUUUUUUCCAUGUGUAUGUAUAUCGUUCAGAACGUUCAGAAUAAACAAGUUUAAAAACUU
Molecule: messenger RNA, 1604 nt
Organism: Caenorhabditis elegans
Lineage: Eukaryota; Metazoa; Nematoda; Chromadorea; Rhabditida; Rhabditidae
Gene: H13N06.2
Product: VWFA domain-containing protein
Exons: 7
Coding region: 15-1379 (454 amino acids)
Source: RefSeq, marked reviewed